This is a messenger RNA of Vespa velutina, 2303 nucleotides long. Its product is annotated as cytochrome P450 6B1-like. Bases 200 to 1708 code for a protein of 502 amino acids. Gene Ontology annotation, molecular function: iron ion binding; oxidoreductase activity, acting on paired donors, with incorporation or reduction of molecular oxygen; monooxygenase activity. The transcript has 6 exons. The record is from RefSeq and is a predicted model, not a curated record. Lineage: Eukaryota; Metazoa; Arthropoda; Insecta; Hymenoptera; Vespidae.
CUUUCUCCCUCCCUCUCGGCCUAUUUAACAAUAGAACAUAAACAAAUGUAAAAUCAUUCGGAACUCAGUGAUCAAACGGUUUUCAAAUAGAGAAGGAAAUUUAUGUGAUUAAAUUUCUUCUGUGUAUAGCAAGUAACAGUGUGAGCUGUGAUAUUGAAUAAUAACAUCGAAGUGAUCGUCACGCAUCGACGACAACAACAUGGAAGGAAUAUUUGAAAUAUUCUGCGGUCUCACUGUAAUUAUUCUUCUUCUGUAUUAUUAUCUGACCAUGACGUUCGAUUACUGGAAGGUUCGCGAUGUAAAAGGCCCUCAACCGAUUCCUUUAUUCGGCAAUAUGAAGGAUGUAAUAUUUCAUAAAAUAAAUAUGACAGAAUAUCUCAUGAACAUAUAUAAUUCCUACAAGGACGAACGAUACAUCGGUAUUUUCUUUAGAAGUAGACCGAUACUCAUCCUAAGAGAUCCACAAUUGAUAAAGAACAUCUUAAUUAGAGACUUUUCCAGUUUUCCUCAACGAGCCGUGGACGUUACCGAAAAAGUAGAACCAUUGACGCAAAAUCUCAUAUAUCUCGAAGCACAUAGAUGGAGACCAUUAAGGAAUAAAUUGACACCUGCGUUUUCUAUCAUUAAAAUGAAGGAAAUGUUUCCAUUGAUAAUGACCUCCUCACUUCAUUUUGAGGAAUAUAUUAAUAAGAUACCUGACAACGAUAUCAUUGAUAUUUAUAAAUUAUUCAAUAAAUUCACUAUAAAUAUAAUUGGUAAUUGUGUAUUCGGAAUUGAAAUAGACGUGAUUAAAGAUGAAGAAAAUGAAUUUAGUAAAAUUAUUAAAGAAAUAUUCAAGGAUAAUUUAAUGACACUGGUGAAAUAUCGUCUGCAAAUGAAUUUUCCAAAAUUGUACAACGAACUCGGCUUUCUAUUUCGAAAUUCUCGUCAUAUUUCUUUUUUUUCAAAUAUCGUUAAUAAAACAAUAAAAUACAGAACAGAAAAUAACAUCGUUAGGAACGAUUUCAUAAAUGUACUGAUGGAAUUGAAAAGAAAUCCGGAAAAGCUUAGUGAGGAUAUCGAACUAACGGAUACAUUUUAUGCCGCUCAAGCGUACGUAUUUUUUGCGGCUGGUUCAGAAACAUCUUCCUUGACUAUGACCUUUAUUCUUUACGAAUUAGCUCAAAAUCAGAACAUACAAGACAAAGUUCGUAAAGAGAUCAAUGAUGAAUAUGAAAAAAAUGAUGGUACCUUAAAGUUUGAAUCUAUAAAAACGCUGAAAUAUUUACAGGCGGUAUUCAAAGAAACAUUAAGGAAACAUCCACCGGUAAUAUUUUUAUCUAGAGAAUGUAUGAUACCAUCUUACACAUUGGAGGACACUAAAAUUACUAUAGGCAAGCAUCAAAGAAUUUUUAUACCGGUAAUCGCAUUACAUAAGGAUCCAAACAUUUAUCCGAAUCCAAAUGUUUUUGAUCCUACACGAUUUAUUACCGAAAAUAAUUUAAUUAAUGAUGGAACGUAUCUACCUUUUGGUAGAGGACCUCGUAAUUGUAUUGGAGAAAAAUUUGCAGAGUAUCAAGUGAUAAUUGGAUUAGCAACAUUUUUACGGAAUCAUAAAGUCGAUAUUUGUGAGAAAACAAAAAUUCCAUAUACGAUCGGUAGAUCGGAUUUCUUGUUACAACCAAAGGAAGAAAUAUAUUUAAAAAUCAGUAAAGUUAUUGAAAAAUAAUGUAAUUAACUCGUUAUAAAAUACAUUAAAAAAUUAAUCCCAUUAUUGGCCGUAUAUUUUUAUAUAUAUAUAUAUAUAUAUAUUCAUGUAAUGUUGUAAAUUAUUCUACACGCUAUAGAAUAAAAGAUUUCUAUAUACGAUAUUGAUUAUAAUAAUUUAUUGGGUCGAUUUGAAAUAAUGAAGCAAUUUUUUUGUAAUUACGAAGAUUUUGUUAUCGUCGUUUCGAUUGAAUUUAUCGAUAUUACAUUGAUCUAACAAUUAUUUUUAUAAAUCGUCCUCUGAAAUUGAACUUUUUUACCUAUAAAAUAUCAGCCAAAAAUGUGCACAAAAAUUUUUAAUUUAUUCCUGUACGUUCGUUUUGAAAUCUCAAUAACAAUGAUUGCAAAUUAAUAUUCAUAUAUAAAAUUUAAAUUAUUUAUAAUACUUUGGAUAUAAUAAAAAGAAAAAGAAAAAUCACCUCUUAGUCUUCAUGAUUCCAUGACAACUCGUCUACGUUCUUGGAAAAGAUUUUCCACUGACAAAUCAUUAUUCCCGAUAAAUGGAUUAAGGAAAUGUGUCUUAAUAAAUAUCGAUUUUUCUAUUUAUUAUCUAACAA